Molecule: messenger RNA, 3649 nt
Organism: Uranotaenia lowii
Lineage: Eukaryota; Metazoa; Arthropoda; Insecta; Diptera; Culicidae
Exons: 7
Coding region: 767-2866 (699 amino acids)
Biological process (GO): positive regulation of transcription by RNA polymerase II
Cellular component (GO): nucleus
Molecular function (GO): protein binding; transcription cis-regulatory region binding
Source: RefSeq, a predicted model, not a curated record
CCAGCGUGUCUGCGAGGCGCUUUCGGAAUGUCAGUUUUGUGAGUCAAAAUAAAAAAAAGUGUCGAGUUCUUGUAUGGCAAAUGAACGCGAAUACGGAGAAGCCUUCAGUAAAUUGCAUUAUUAUUGCCACAAUCAAGGGUUUGGUUUCGCAAAUUCCAUCUUCACCACAACAGCAGCAACAAGUCUCCAGCGGAGCAAAACCUCCAACUCUAUCGGCAGUGAAAGCAUCAUCAUCAUCAUCAAAAGCAACAACAACGACGAAGCGAUCAACGACUGUUAUUAUUGUUGUUGGAAGUAGGAGUUGGACAAGAAGUAGUACCAGCAACAACAAUUGCUACGGUGCUGCUGCCCUUGAGGGGAAAGUUGUGAAGGGGGAGGAAACAGCCAAAGUAGUCGAAGAAGUCAGGGAGCGGAAACGGCAAAAGGCAUCGUCGAGUGAGAAACCGGUGCGCAAAACAAACCUACCAAAUACGAUCAAGACGAACGCGAUCGGCUCGGUUAACAUCUCACAGAUCUGCGAGGGGUUUGCUGGUUGCCUCGUCUUCGUCGGUGCGCAGGAGCGGAAAUUGUCAAGGGGCCAACAGCAGCAGCAGCAGGAAGCUGGUGGGUACCGAGGCGGUGGGGUCUGGUUGCGGAGACAGUCUUCAACGGAAGCGGUUGUAGUUGAAGAAACAGCCGAAAGCCAACAACAGCAGCGACGGCUUCGAAGGGGACGGCGGCGCUGUCGACGACGACGACGACCACGACGAUCAGUGCCGUGGAGAAAAUGUUCGCCGCCGAGAAGCUGCUCGCCAACGUCGUCAAGGCGGAUAUGAUGAUAGCCAACAGUGGCGAUGCAGAGGAUCUGCUGGAGAAACUGGUACCGGUUGGGAUGAUUAACGGUUCCAUGGGUCUCCAAAAGCCCCAGAAUGCCAUCACGGAUCUGGGUAAAGCCUUGCUCCAGGCCGCCAAAACAGGAAAUACCGAGAAAGUACACGAACUAAUGAGCCGAGGAGCACCGUUCACGGCAGAUUGGCUGGGAACAUCUCCGCUCCACUUAGCUGCCCGUUACAAUCACAUCGAAACGUGCAAGGUUCUGCUGCGGGCCGGGAUCAGCAAGGAUAGCAAAACCAAGGUGGACCGUACCCCGCUGCACUUUGCCGUUUACUAUGGAAACAUAGCAGUUGUGGAACUGCUACUUAGCAAUAAAUGCGAAGUCGACGCUAAGGAUAUGUUGCGAAUGUCGGCUUUGCACUGGGCGGUCGAAAAAAGGCACGAUAAAGUCGUAGAAAUGUUGCUACAACACGGAGCAGAUCCGAAUGCGGUUUCCAAAUUCGGUAAAUCACCAAUCGGCAUUGCGAUGGAAGCGGGCCAGGUGGACUUGGUGCGGAUACUGUUGCUGGCAAAUCAGAUGCGAGCUGCUAGCCGGGAUCAGGUACAGGAAGCAACGGAUAACUUGAUGCAGGAACUGCAACAGCACAAAGAGCGCAACACUGUUCCCAUCGAGGAUCCUGAGGAUAACAUCACCAUGGAUCUUAGUAACGAUGGCAGCCUUUCUAAUUUAUCGGCAGCUCAAAAAGCGGGCGCCGAAUUCCAGCAGCAAAACCAGAACCAGUCCCAUAUGGAUAGCAACGAAAACACCAAUGACACGGACAAUCUAAUCGAAAAAGAAGACAGUUUGCAAGAUGCCAUAAUCAAUCUGGAGCAGAACACCGAACAGGACCCUAAAAAUCUGGACUCCAAUACAAUACAGAUGCUGAAAGAGCACGGUAUAGCAAUGAUUCCUUCAGACGAUUCCGCUAGCAGUUUAAUCACGUCGGCCAUUCAGAGUGGGCGGAAAAUUGUUCUCUCGGAAGCGGGCAAAUUCGCGCUUAAGGAAACAAGAGUGCAACCGGCCUCGACCAGUCAGCAGACGACAUCCAGCUCGACCGUGUCAGGCGGUUCGACGAUGCCAACAACUACUAAGAAAACGAUAAAAAUCAUCAAGAAAAGUUCCCCGUACGUGGUUCCCCAGCACGGUCAUCGGCAAUCGAUGCUGGGUGGUCACGGUCAUGGCGGGGGAGGCGGAGGAGGUGGAACGAUAAAAACAAACAAAGUUAUCAAAAUUCUUUCGGCCGAAGAAUUCAAGCAGAUUUGUGGCGGCGAGGUCAGUGGGAUCAAGAAGAUUUCAUCCGGUUCGGAGUAUCGGAAAUCGCUUCAGUCUACCAUGCGACCGCAUUCCUCAUUCCAUCGGCCAACGGGCACGAUCAGCUCCAGUGGCAAACCGAUCAAGAAGAUUGUGAUGACCAAGAAUCGGUUGCCGGGUGGGUCGAGCGAGGGUCACAUCAUCUCCAAAACUAGCGGCUAUGCUAGCAGUAGUAGUAGCAGCAGCAGUAUCCUGGGAAGCAAUAACAGUCUACAACAGCACCAGAAUCGACAUAUCAUAACAUCGGCCGACGGCGUCAAACGUCUCCGAACCUCGGCCGGUAUGGAGAUAAUCUCGAAACUGCCAACCAAACUACCCCAGGAUACGGUUGUUUCGGUCGAGGGAGGUGGACUGGUGCAGCGGCAGCCCACGGGAAUCGUGCCGGUUGUUGCAGGUGGCGCCGCCUUAGGUAUUAACAAUGGUCAGCGACUGGUAAGUAGUAAUUCUUCUAAUUAUUCUUCAAAUGCCAUCGCAUCGGCCACAUCGACUUCCGGUGGCACCGGCCUAAGUUUAUCGGAGUUGGAGCGACACUUUUUGGAGCUGCGGAAACAGACAGACGAUUUGCGGAAACAGUUUGAACUGUCACAAAAACAGAACGAAGAAUACCGCGCUAGAGUUGACAAGCUGGAGAAAGAAGUGCAAACGCUGAAACAGCAAAGUAGCAGUAGUAAUACCAACAACAGUUAUAUAGAAAUUAUUUAACGUUAGUGGUUAAAAGUGAAGGCAAAAGUUUAGAGAUUAUUUGUUGUUUAAAGUUGAAAUAUUUUCAAACUUACCCAAAACCCACAAAUGCUCUGUUUGUGGAGAAGAAACAAUAUCGGUUGUAUUGUUAAUAUACCCCUAACUAUAUUUUUAAAAAACUUUUUUAGGUUUGACCUGCUCUCGAGAAAAUAGUAAUCUACAAUAGAUUUAGUAAAUAACCCAGCGAGGGAACGUGUUCUGAUUAUGACAAAAGUCUUUUUCUUGUCCGAUGAGUGCUGAAAUUUUCUACCUUACGAUUCCACUGUCAGUAAAAACACUCGGCAUCACACCCGUAGACUAUUUCUUGUUUUCCACUUUUAGAAAUUUGUUCGAAUAUUAGGGAUUUUAAAUGAAAAUUGAUACUUUUUUGAGGUUUUAUUUUUGACACUUUAGAAAAAAAAAUUGAUACUGAUAGUCGUGCUGGUUUUUACGAUCUUUAAAAAUUAGUUUUUUGUUUUAUGGUAAUUCUCGAUUUCCUUUCCCUUGUGGAUUGUCCUAUGUUUUUUCCUACUGCUUUCUUUGAAGUAUCUUGCGUUUUCUCCAACUCAAUAUUUUAAAACUUCUGCAUAUGCUCUGAAAAUUCAUCAAUUUGCAUCACGAAGGGUUGUAAUUCCUUCGCUUUUCCAUAGAACUCUUGAAUGACCCACGAGGCUUCCAGCGUUGGAAUUUUGUAAUGGGGUGGGUUUGACAUUUUGCAUUGAGUUGUAGGUAUUAAGAGAUCGAGUAGAAUUGAAAUUAUCUAUU